Molecule: messenger RNA, 774 nt
Organism: Danaus chrysippus (African queen)
Lineage: Eukaryota; Metazoa; Arthropoda; Insecta; Lepidoptera; Nymphalidae
Source: the annotation of a GenBank genome assembly
AUGUUACUGAGAAAAUUAAUUUUCAAUAAAGGACCUAUAGGCAGCACUAUAUUUCAGAGAGGUAGGUCUUCUUGGGAUAUAGUAACAAGUGUGUGUGUUGAAAGACUACCAGUUGUAACGCCACCCUUGAAUGAUAUACAAAAGAGAUUUAAAGAAUUAUUGUGGACAGUGGAAGUUGAAAAGAGUCUCAAAUCAGAUCACGAGUUAAGACACGAAAAUGACAAGGUGCAGGCUGAGCUUCUGAAAAAUGAAUCAAUAGAAGUAGAUUUGGAUGCUGUAAGUAAAAUAACUGCCCAAGACUUUGAAGAUGCUUCACAAGAUGAAUUAUCAAAAUUUAAAUUUGCUGAUAUUGUAACCGAAGCCGAUAAAAAUGGUGAUAAAGGGACAUAUGAAAGAUGCUUACAACGACACUUGGUUUUGGUGACUGAUGUCAAAUUAGGUAAUAAGGUUUGGAAAUUAAUGCCUCAAGGUUUGUGGAAGGAGGGUGAAUCAUUGAGACAGACUGCUGAGAGAGUAAUAUCUGAACAAUGUGGACCAGAGUUGAAAGUAAAAUUCUUGUCAAAUGCUCCCUGUGGGUUCUACAAAUACAAAUAUCCAAAUGAAAUUGAUGGGAAAAUUGGUGCUAAAGUAUUCUUCUACUAUGCAAAUCACGAUAAUGGUGAAGUAAGCAAAAAAUUAAACCCCAAUUGGCUGACAAGAAAGGAAAUGGUUGAAGCAUUACCAGACAGAUACAACAAAUCCGUUCAAAGUUUCCUGAUAGAAGAACAUUUUUAA